Molecule: messenger RNA, 919 nt
Organism: Laetiporus sulphureus 93-53
Lineage: Eukaryota; Fungi; Basidiomycota; Agaricomycetes; Polyporales; Laetiporaceae
Product: RNA-binding domain-containing protein
Exons: 7
Coding region: 122-574 (150 amino acids)
Molecular function (GO): RNA binding
Source: RefSeq, a predicted model, not a curated record
CUUUCCGCUCUCGUAUCCUCGUCCGUGUCUCCGUCCGGGUUUCGGGUUCCGAUUCGAUUUUCGUCCAAGUUUCAAGUGGUCCGGCCUUCUACUGUAUUAACAUACGUUGAUUCGGUCCAUCAUGUCUGCAAAAGUAUACGUUGGUAACUUGAGCUGGAAUACAACGGAUGAUUCCCUCCGUGCAGCGUUCUCGCAAUAUGGCAACAUUCUCGACUCGAUCGUGAUGCGCGAUCGCGAUACCGGCCGUAGCCGUGGCUUCGGGUUCGUCACCUACAGCAGUGGCAUGGAGGCCCAGUCCGCCAUCACAGGCCUCAACGAGCAGGAGCUCGACGGCAGGCGCAUCAAGGUCAACCUCGCCAAUGCCCGCGGCGGCGGCGGCGGAGGAGGUGGAGGUUACGGUGGCAACUCUGGUGGGUAUGGUGGAGAUUACUCUGGUGGCGGAGGCGGCUACAGUGGAGGUCAGUAUGGCGGCUACGACCAAGGUGGCUACGGCCAACAGCAAGGCGGCUAUGGUGGAGGAGGCUACGGUGGCGGCUACGGUGGAGGAGGCUAUGGCGGUGCUCCGCAAUACUGAGCACGCAUUGUGUCUCAAUCCCGCAUCCAAGAUGCUUUCCUUUUCCAUGCUUGUCCUUGUUCUCUUUUCCAUCGAUGAUCGUUCUCGUCCUGUGUAUUAUCGCUCUUCUUGACCCACUCAUCCACUUCGAUCUUUACUCUUGCCCCUCGUUUCUGGUAGCGUGCGUCGUCUUCGUCCGGGUCGUCCUCCCCUGUCUCAUUGGCGGACUCUGGUGUUCCCACAAUCCGGCUGUACUUGUAUGGUUGCAUUUUCCACGUUGUGUCCAGUCCUCGUAUAUCCCGCUGCUACUGCUACCACUCUCGCGGUCCGUUUGUUUUCCCUGAUGGUCUGUAGUGCCCGCGACGG